AUGGGAUCCAACCAUAAUGACUUGUUCGAGCUUCCGGCUAAUGAAGCCAUCAAUACUCGCCCUGCAGGAUACGACUUCAAGAAUCCUUACUUUCCCCCACCACCAGCAUAUUCCGCCAGUGGUUCAUCCACCCAAGAACAAUCCACAGGGAUGCAGAUAAACCGAAAGUCAGGUUUUGCCAAUCGUCUUCACGUUCUCAGCGCCAAGAUUGCUGGCCCCGUGAAUGACUUCGCAAACAAGCUCGGAUGUGAGGCAUUCAUGCCUACAACUCUAGAUAAAGAAUGCGACAAAGCAGCACGAAUCCUGACCUCAUUCUGCGAAGGAACGCCACUUCCGCCAAACGACCCAUUAUCAAAACGAAAGGCAAUAGUCAAAAUUCCUCGACAAGUCCUCAAGUCAGCUGCAGGUCUCGCCAUCUUCACCGCAUUUCGGUCUGGGGCGCAAUUUUCCUGGGGUAGCGGUUCAGGCGUUGUUGUAGCACGACAGCCCGAUGGGUCAUGGUCGCCACCAUCUUCCUUCGCCGUCAACACCCUCAGCGUUGGCUUCAUGGUUGCCAUGGACAUAUACGACUGCGUGUGUGUUCUGCGGACUCCGGAAGCCGUGGCUGCGUUCACCAAAUCAAGGGUCUCCUUCGGGGGCGAGGUCGCUGUGACCGCUGGGCCGGUUGGUACUGGCGUGUAUGUUGAUUCUGCCGUCAGCAGCGACGGCGCUGCCGAGCCUAUAUGGAGCUAUGUGAAGAGUAGGGGCCUUUAUGUGGGAGCACAGAUUGAUGGGACUGUCAUCACGACGAGAGAUAAGGCGAAUGAGGACUUUUACGGGGUGGAAGUUGAUGUGGCUUCUAUCCUGCGGGGCGAGGCUCCAGCUAGAGGGCCUAUGUGGUCGGAAGGAUACUGGAGGCUGAAUAAUGUGUUACGAGAAAUAGACUAUGGUAAUUGA
Fusarium fujikuroi IMI 58289 is the source of this 936-nucleotide messenger RNA. RefSeq names its product related to YSC84-protein involved in the organization of the actin cytoskeleton. NCBI's taxonomy places the organism in Eukaryota, Fungi, Ascomycota, Sordariomycetes, Hypocreales, Nectriaceae. The record is from RefSeq and is a predicted model, not a curated record. Gene Ontology annotation, molecular function: phosphatidylinositol binding. The coding region runs from base 1 to 936 and encodes 311 amino acids. The transcript is spliced from 2 exons.